Bombina bombina (fire-bellied toad) is the source of this 948-nucleotide messenger RNA. Its product is annotated as olfactory receptor 5A2-like. Gene Ontology annotation, molecular function: G protein-coupled receptor activity; odorant binding; olfactory receptor activity. Bases 1 to 948 code for a protein of 315 amino acids. Gene Ontology annotation, cellular component: membrane. Gene Ontology annotation, biological process: sensory perception of smell; G protein-coupled receptor signaling pathway. The record is from RefSeq and is a predicted model, not a curated record. NCBI's taxonomy places the organism in Eukaryota, Metazoa, Chordata, Amphibia, Anura, Bombinatoridae. The transcript has a single exon.
AUGGCACAUUUACAGGGGGUCAACCAAUCCUCUGUGUCUGGCUUCCUAAUUGUUGGUCUCUCUGAAGCUCCAGAACCUCAGACCAUACUCUUCCUCAUCUUUCUGGGUAUCUACCUUAUCACUGUUAUCGGUAACCUUGUUAUCCUGGCUGUGAUUUCCUUUGACCAGAGGCUUCACACGCCAAUGUACUUUUUCUUGGCCAACCUUGCCAUCAUUGAUGUCAUCUUUUCAACGGUGACCGUCCCAAAGCUUUUGUCCAUCCUGAUCACCGCCAAGCGGUUCAUCUCCUACUCAAACUGUGUUACCCAGCUAUUGUUCUUCCAGUUUUUUGUGGUGGCUGAGUGUUACAUUCUAGCAGUAAUGGCCUAUGACAGAUAUGUAGCCAUCUGCUUCCCGCUCAACUACACUCUAAUCAUGAGUCGAGUGGUUAGAUUAAAGCUUGUGAUUUCUUGUUGGGUUUGUGGCUUGAUCAAUUCAACAGUCCAGGCUCUCUCAAUAUCCAAGCUUGUCUUCUGUGGUCCCAAUGUGGUUGAACAUUUUUUCUGUGAUGUCACUCCAUUGUUUAAGCUUUCUUGCUCUGAUCCUAAAGUUGGUGAGACAAUUUAUAUGGUAGUGGUGGUAGUUGCCGGUUUCGGCCCUCUGUUUUUUAUUCUUGUGACUUAUGGCCGCAUCAUUUAUGCUGUCACCAGAAUUAACUCCAGAAGUGGACUAACAAAGACAUUCUCUACCUGUGCUUCUCAUUUCACUGUGGUUGCUUUGUAUUAUGGGUGUGGGACCUUUAGCUACAUUUGGCCAUCUUCUACAGCUGCAAUGGACAAAGAUGUAAAGGUGGUGGCUGUGUUAUACACAAUCAUGACUCCUAUGUUAAACCCCAUUAUUUAUAGUCUGCGCAAUAAGAAGGUAAAAGAAGUAAUCUGGAAAACGUUGAUAAAAGGGUUAAAGACAUAA